GAUGGGUAUGAAAAUGACGGAAAGCUCAAGAUAAUCGGCAGAGCAAUUGCAAUUGAACCAAAGUUGGUACAACUAUGGGAGAAAAUAGGAUUCGACGAGAUUUGUGAUCUUGUAUGCGCUAGGAAUUUUAUGUAG
Messenger RNA from Funneliformis mosseae, 135 nucleotides. The record is from the annotation of a GenBank genome assembly. Lineage: Eukaryota; Fungi; Glomeromycota; Glomeromycetes; Glomerales; Glomeraceae.